Molecule: messenger RNA, 1071 nt
Organism: Bombina bombina (fire-bellied toad)
Lineage: Eukaryota; Metazoa; Chordata; Amphibia; Anura; Bombinatoridae
Exons: 8
Coding region: 379-1071 (230 amino acids)
Molecular function (GO): DNA-binding transcription factor activity
Source: RefSeq, a predicted model, not a curated record
CUGGCGAGAUUAUCUAAGAAGCUUCAUUUGUAAUACAAUGUCCCUCAAAGAUGUUAAGAAUGCAAAUUUGCUUGACAGCUUUUUUGUUCUCUCUUUUCAAGGUGAAUGUGAAAGACGAACACAUAAUAUCAUGCUCCAAAAAUGUCCCCAAAGAUUUUUCAUUAUUUAUCUCCAUGCUGAAGAGUUUUUGAUCAUCAGGCCUUCAGUGAUACAUUGGAUUGGGCUUGAGUUAUGGAUUAUUUAAAGACUUGGACAUAAGACAUAUUUCUUUACAAGAUAGAAGAUGUGGUUGUUGAAGUGCUGAAGAACGUGGCAUAAAGAAGACUACUUUGGAAUAGCACAGUAAGUCUCCUGUUUUUUCUACUAAAAUAAAAAGAAAUGGAAAAAAAGGAUAUGAUUGUAGUAGAGAGGGAUGAUACACUGAAACACAGUGAACAGAAGGAUUCUCAUUGUGAAGACAAAGAUAAAAAUAAUGAUGUACAUCAACAAUUGGAAAUAUUUGAAUCAUUUGACUCAAUGCUGAAAGCAGUGACUGAUUUUGAGGAAAAUACCAAAUCAAACUUUAUCUGUUUAAAAAAGACUAAAAACUUUGGUAGCAAAGAGUUUCAGGCCAAUCCUAAAUCUCGCAUUCACUGGGAAGGUCCUUCUAUCCAGAAGGAUUUGUUACUUAAAUUCUCGGGAAUACCUUAUGUAAUAGCAGGGACAAAAAUACUUCAGUGUCAUUUAGGCAAAGAUACUGCAAUAUCAAAGAAAAGGAAAUAUGCAGAACUCAGAGAUGGAAAACAGGGAGAAGACCAUAACUUUGUAAAAAGAAGACGUAUGAUACAGAAUACAAAAAAAAUGGGAUGCACAGCCAAGAUACAUAUAUCUCACAUAAUCAAAUAUCCAGAGUUUGAGAUUCAAAUCAACACUGAAAGAAAGAAAAAAAUGGCAUCAAAGAGACUUAAAGAGGCACUAAAACAAAGUACUGAAAAAAUAAAGGGCAUACAUGCAUACGUUGCAAAAUUCCCAAUGAGUUUCGAACAUCUAAGGCAUGCAACUACUGGAGAGACUGUUGAUGUGCCUAUUUAA